Coccomyxa subellipsoidea C-169 is the source of this 1252-nucleotide messenger RNA. RefSeq lists its product as hypothetical. The transcript has 8 exons. The record is from RefSeq and is a predicted model, not a curated record. Gene Ontology annotation, molecular function: microtubule binding. Gene Ontology annotation, biological process: microtubule cytoskeleton organization. NCBI's taxonomy places the organism in Eukaryota, Viridiplantae, Chlorophyta, Trebouxiophyceae, Coccomyxaceae. Gene Ontology annotation, cellular component: cytoplasmic microtubule. Bases 17 to 1252 code for a protein of 411 amino acids.
CAGCAAUGCAAGCCGGAUGGAAACAGAGAGGAGAGCUGACUUCGACAUAGGCCACGGCUCGAUCUCCAUCUCCGUCACGGUUGGCUCGCCACGGAAGAAGGGACGGAAGGAGGAGACUUUAAUGAAGAGAACAGCCAAGGCUGGUGAGGAGACCAAGCAGGUGAAGCAGGCGCGGGCCAGCCGUCUUCAAGGUCAAAAGGAAGCAGCCGUGCAGCCCAUGGAAGAAAAGCAGCCCAGUGCUCGGGAAGUUGCAGCUGCAAAGGCUGCAAGGGCGCGACUGUACAGCAAAGCGCAGGGGCAGGAAGCAGAACCUGCGGAACUUAGACUCCCCACAGGACAGGAGCCUGUGCCAACCGUGGACGUCGAUAAUAUACCAACGGAGCUUUUGACGCCUCUCGACAACGUUGAGACAGAUGCAAAGGCAGCAAUGCAGGAUCUGCAAUCUUCGGACUGGGCAGUGGCGUGUAGGGGGCAGAUGCAGCUGAGACGCUUGGCAGUGUUCCAUCCUGAGGAGUGCAGACCUCUCUUGCCACAGGUGAUCCCGCUGGUGCUGAAGAGCGUGAAGAACCUGCGCAGUUCCCUCAGUAAGGCGGCCAUCAUGGCAGUCAGCGAUCUCUGUCAGACCUUCGGCACAGAGCUGCUGCCUCUUCUGGAUAUGGGCGGCGCAGCGCAGCCCCUCAAGAGCCUGCUAUCACAGCUGCUUCUGAAGGCGGGCUCCAAUGACAAACGGUUUGUCAUCGAGGAGGUGACUCGCGCGCUGCAGACGAUGGCUGACUGCAUGGACCCGGCCAAGCUGCUGCUGCGGAUCCUACCCUACGCUGCUCACAAGAACCCUAAGGUGCGCGGCAAGGUGGCGGUGUCACUGGCGGCGUCGGCGGCUAAGAUGACGCCGGAGCAGUGGGCAGGCCACGAUCGCGCCGCGCUGCUUCAGGCGGCUGGCAAGCUCGUGUGCGACAACACACCCGAGGCGCGCGACGCCGCGAAACGACUCAUUGCACUUUUGCGCGACGCGUUUGAAUUUUCCACCGACGCUGCGGCCGCCGGGGCAGGCGCUGCACCGGAGGGCAAUGGCAAGGAGAAUGAGGCCAAGGACAGGAACGCCGCAAGAGGCGCGCCGGCAGCAGAGGCAGCAGAGCUGGUGAAAGGGGGAGAUCCUGCGGAUGAGAAUACUCCCUGGAAUAAGUGGGCGAGGCACUGUCACUCCACUCUGGGCUCCACAGCCGCUGCAGCUGUGCUGAAGGUCACCAGCUGA